Molecule: messenger RNA, 1148 nt
Organism: Sesamum indicum (sesame)
Lineage: Eukaryota; Viridiplantae; Streptophyta; Magnoliopsida; Lamiales; Pedaliaceae
Source: RefSeq, a predicted model, not a curated record
GUCUCUCUAUGAUAGAUAGAUAUUCUAAAAUAUUAGAUUGUAUCUGGUACAUGUUUUGUUUGUUGUUUUGUUUGAGAGAAUACUAACAAGUGGCCUUUCUCUUUUUUUAUUUGUGUGAUGAAAUUGACAGGUGUUAAAAAAAGUAAAAAUAAUUACCAAUUAGAAUGUCGAUCUCUGCCUGGAAGCCAGCACAAUCCAGCAUGACGAACUUUUCAGGUCGGGGCAUGAUGAACAAGCACCAAGGGAAGGAUAAGGUGGUGGUGGUAUUGGGUGCCACUGGCACAGGCAAAUCGCGCCUGGCGAUAGACCUGGCCACCCGUUUCGGGGCAGAGGUCAUCAACUCGGACAAAAUUCAGGUCUACAAGGGCCUUGACAUAGUAACCAAUAAGGUGAGCAAUGAGGAAUGCCGCGGUGUGCCACACCAUUUGCUCGGAAUCAUUGAUCCCGAGGUGGAUUUCACUGUACAUGAUUUUGUGCAUCAUGCAUUGCUGGCUGCUGAUGCCAUCGUACAAAAGAAUCGGUUGCCAAUCAUUGCUGGAGGGUCCAAUUCCUUCGUACUAGCACUUGUCAAUGACGACACUGAGUUUUCCUCCAAGUACGAGUGUUGUUUUCUCUGGAUGGACGUGGCGAUCCCGGUCUUGCAUUCGCACGUGUCGAAAAGGGUUGAUCAGAUGGUGGAUAGUGGGUUGGUGGAGGAGGGUAAGGCAUUUUUUGACCCAAAAAUUCGUGACUAUGAUUAUGGGAUUAGGCGUGCCAUUGGGGUCCCCGAGAUGGAUGAGUUCUUCAGGAGCGAGGGUCUUGUCGAUGGUGAGACUAGGGCUAAGCUUCUUAAGGCAGCUAUUGAUGAAAUAAAGAUGAACACUUGCAAAUUAGCUUGCCGUCAAGUUGAAAAAAUUUUGAGGAUGAGGGAGGAAUUGGGGUGGCAGAUCCAUCGGUUGAACGCCACAGAGGUAUUCCUUCGACGUGGUGGAGAUGCUGAUGAAGCAUGGGAGAGAUUGGUGCUGGACCCUAGUACAAACAUUGUGGCUCGUUUCAUUUGCAAAGAAAACAUAGAUCCGAAACCGACUGUCGGUACUCCAUCCAAUGCCACUGCAGUAGCUAAGAUUCUUGGUGAGCUUCGGGGUUUCAAAACUCUCAGUUUGGAAUGA